This is a messenger RNA of Pungitius pungitius (ninespine stickleback), 3964 nucleotides long. It is a transcript of the gene fcho2, whose product is annotated as FCH and mu domain containing endocytic adaptor 2. Gene Ontology annotation, biological process: clathrin coat assembly; clathrin-dependent endocytosis; synaptic vesicle endocytosis. Lineage: Eukaryota; Metazoa; Chordata; Actinopteri; Perciformes; Gasterosteidae. The record is from RefSeq and is a predicted model, not a curated record. Gene Ontology annotation, cellular component: clathrin-coated vesicle; cytoplasm; plasma membrane.
UCGCUAUCAAUUAUUCAGAGGUAGCCGCAUUUCUUUUAGAAGCGUCGCCUGCAACUGGAUACCUAUCGCCAUGGUUACGCCACCACAGACUGCGGGUCCUCUCUCCUUCAUGUGCGCUGGAUCCUCGGUGAACAGCGCCGCAGCUUCUUCCUCAGCGCCGUAGCAUGGCGAGGAUGGCAAUGGUGGACCAGAGGCUGCUGCGGAGGCAGCUGGGGGCGAUGCGGGCCACGAGGACGCUGCUCGUGGAGAGCGCCCUCACGGGGGACAAAAACAAUGGCUUCGACGUGCUCUACCACAACAUGAAGCACGGGCAGAUUUCCUCCAAGGAGCUGACGGACUUCAUCAGAGAAAGGAGCACCAUCGAAGAAGCCUAUGCCCGGUCCAUGACCAAACUCGCCAAGUCUGCCGGCAACUUUUCUCCGCUCGGGACCUUCGCUCCGGUGUGGGAUGUGUUCAAGACCUCCACGGAGAAGCUGGCCAGCUGUCACAUGGAGCUGGUGAGGAAGCUGCAGGAACUUAUCAAAGAGGUCCAGAAGUACGUGGAGGAGCAGGCCAAAGCACACAAGAAGACUAAAGAGGAGGUGGCGUCCACCCUGGAGGCCGUGCAGAACAUCCAGACCACCUCUCAGGCCCUGCAGAAGUCCAAGGAGAUCUACAACGCCAAGACCGUGGAGCAGGAGCGCCUCCGCAAGGACGGGGCCGCCCAGAGAGAUGUGGACAAGGCCGGGGUGAAAGCCAAAAAAGCCACGGAGACCUACAGGUCCUUCGUGGAGAAAUACGCUGCGGCCAAGUCAGAGUUUGAACAGAAGAUGGCAGAAACUGCUCAGAAGUUCCAAGACAUCGAAGAAAACCACAUCCUGCACAUGAAGGAGAUCAUCCAGUCGUACUCGCGGUCCGUCGACGAAACGCACAUCCAAAUAGGAGAGGUCCACACGGAGUUUGUGAGGAACGUUGAGAACACGUCGGUGGACAGCUUGGUGCUCAAGCUGGCGGAGAGCAAAGGAACGGGCAAAGAGAGGCCAGGACCCAUUGAGUUUGAGGAGUGCAAUACAGCCAUCGUUACUGAAGGUGCCAAACCCAGAAAGAGGAAACCAUUUGGAAUCCCCGGUCGCAGGAAAGACAAAGACACCGACUCCACGGAGUCGACAGAAGUGGAAGCUGCUAACACUGCCAACGGCGCCCCCCCCGGGUACUACGGCGCCAUCGACCUCCAGAAUGCUGUGAGCACGCCAACACACACACAGGCACACUAUUGUGACGAGCUGGGAAAGGCCAGAGUCCCGACACCAUACGAACUGACCAACAACGACCUUCUGUCCCUGGACCCGUUCGGCCCGACCCGCGCGCCAGGCUCCGCCUCCUCUCUGUCCUCAUCGGCAGCCGAGGCGGUGACACAACGGGAACGCCCUCCUCCUCUGGGGGCGGCGAGCCAACAGUCCCAAGACGUCUCCUCUUUGUCCUCGUCCACGUCCUCGCCCCGGGACUGUCCCGACGACCCCUUCCGGGCGCCCCCGCCGGCGAGGGCCCGCAGCGCCCCCAUCACCGCGCACGCCGGGAGCCCCCCGAGGAGCGGCGGCGGCCCCCCGCCCUGGUCCCAGGGCCAGUGGAUCGCCUUCGGUGACCCCUCGGCUCCGGCGCGCCGCUCGGGGCCCCCCGCCGGCCCCGGCAGGUCGUGCCGCUUCCUGUCCGCCGAGGACCCCUGCGGGGGGGGCGGCGACCCCUGCUUCUCCGAGGUCUUCUGUGGGGUGUCAGAUAGGGCGAUGGCAGCAGCUCCAUCGAGCAAAGCAUUCAAUGUGCCGGCACCAAACCGACCGACGACCCCUCUGACAGCCGGCGCCCUGGUGCCCCCCCCUCGACCCUCCUCCAGGCCCAAACUCCCUUCGGGGAAACUCAGCGGCAUCACAGAGAUUGUGCGGCCGUUCAGCCCGCCCAAGCCCUCCAACAACCCAGCCCCCCCCCCCGCUGCACCCCUCGCCCGGGCCGAGAGCUCCUCCUCCUUGUCCUCCAACGCCUCGCUCGGCGCCGCCAACACCCCCACCGUCGAGGAAGAUGUGUUCAUUGGGAAGCUGCCUACCUUUGAGAAGCGGUGUGAAACACCAGCAGGGACGUCCCGCGGUCCCAGCCCGGUGACCCUGGCCUCCCUGGACGCGUUGCCCAUCGCCGUGGCCUUCACGGAAUCGGUUAAUGCUUACUUCAAAGGAGCUGAUCCCACCAAGUGCAUUGUGAAGAUCACAGGGGACAUGACCUUGUCCUUCCCCAUGGGCAUCAUCAAGGUGUUCACCACCAACCCCUCCCCGGCCGUGCUCGCCUUCAAGCUGAAGAACACCGGCAGGCUGGAGCAGAUCUUACCCAACCAGCAGCUGCUGUACAGUGAUCCUUCCCAAAGUGACUCAAACUCCAAGGACUUCUGGUUCAACAUGCAAGCGCUGACGUCCUACCUCAGGAAAUCUUCAGAACAGAAUCCCACCGCUUCCUACUACAACGUGGACAUCCUAAAAUACCAGGUGCAGUCCGACGGGAUCCAUUCCACUCCGCUCAACCUGGCCGUGUACUGGAAGUGCACGGCGAGCGCGUCGGACCUGCGCGUGGACUACCGCUACAACCCGGAGUCCAUGGCCCCCCCCGGCCCGCUGUCCAACGUUCAGAUCCUGGUGCCCGUCGACGGGGGGGUCACCAACAUGCAGUCUCUGCCCCCCUCCAUCUGGAAUCCGGAGCAGAACAAGAGUCUGUGGAAGCUGAGCGACAUCUCUGAGAAAUCUGAAAACGAAGGAGCCGGGUCCCUGAGGGCCAAGUUUGAGCUGUCGGACGGCCCGUCGACCCCCACCCCGCUGGCGGUGCAGUUCAUGAGCGAGGGCAGCACCCUGUCGGGGGUGGACAUGGAGCUGCAGGGGCCCGGGUACAGACUCUCCCUCAACAAGAAGAGGUUCGCCACCGGUCGCUACAUGGCGGACUGCUGAGCCGACGCGCAGAAGAAGAAGAAGAAGAAGAAGGAAGGCGUCGUCUCGAGGAUCUCACUACGAUAAAACAGCACUGAGUAUUGAACACUGAAGAAGAAAGAAAGAAGAAGAUGAGCUUUCAGGAAAUGUGUAGAUAUGAAAUCUAAUAAUGCUUUCUGAUCGAUUCGCUUCUGUAUCGUCAGAAACAAUUGAUGGAUUAGACAUCAAUUUAUAUUGUAUUUGAAAUCCUAAAAACAACAACAACAACAUGCACUAACACUCUUUUAGAUGCUCUUCUUGCUCUUAUAAUCACCUUUUAAGAGCCUUUAAGGACUAUGAAACAGAACCAUGUCCGCGUGGAAGAGAAGAAAAGGUUCCUUCCUCCGAUCCGCACACAUCGACGCUCGAGUCGCCUCCUCCUCACAAGGCGUCUUCUUAUCAUCACGUGCAAUGAAGCGGCGGCGGUAGAAGGUAGAAUCUGUCCCGAGCAGUCCUCUCACACUCAUGGCACAAGCUCUGCCUCUUAAAACGACAUCUAAGUGCUUUGAAACCGAUGCAAACAGGAGUCUGACCUCAGUGCUGAAGCUCCAGCCUCAGUGGGCUGAAGGAGCGUUUUUUUUUAAACUCACUCUCAGUGAUCAAGCCUUCAAAUCUGUGUACUUUUAUGAAAGAAAUCUCUGCUGUUUUGACUGUAAAAUGUUGUGUCAAAUGUUUAGAGGCUUUAAAAAAAAAAUUAAAAAAGAAGGAAAAACAGCAUCGAGGGAUUUCAGCCCAAUUUUAAAUCGCAGCCUUUUUUUUAAAUCACACUUUUGUGAGCAAUGUGCCUGAAUCUAAUUCUUUUUUCUUUUUUUUUUUGUAAACUACAGCACAUUUUUUAUUAAGAAAAGCACCAACAAAGUGCCCGUUUAUUUCAUCAGGAUAUUGAAGGGAAAAUCUCUCCUUUUUACGACCCGAUUGUCUUCCAAGACGCUUCCUGCGGAACCCUUUUUAUAUCUCGUCUUCUUUCUAUUGGGGGGGAGUGUGGGGGG